Messenger RNA from Astyanax mexicanus (Mexican tetra), 4554 nucleotides. It is a transcript of the gene prkag1, whose product is annotated as protein kinase, AMP-activated, gamma 1 non-catalytic subunit. The transcript is spliced from 13 exons. NCBI's taxonomy places the organism in Eukaryota, Metazoa, Chordata, Actinopteri, Characiformes, Acestrorhamphidae. The record is from RefSeq and is a predicted model, not a curated record. The coding region runs from base 149 to 1141 and encodes 330 amino acids.
UACAACAUAGCGUCACUUCCUUCGAGCGGCUCGGCUGGCUGUACUGAGACUGGAGGCGGGUGGGGAGUGUGUGAACGGAGUGUGUGAGGAGUGAGUAGGGGAACCGAAGCAGAGGAACCGCGGAGGAGAGUGUGGAGCUGUAUGGACCAUGGAGUGUGUUCCUGCUGUUCUAGAUGAGCUGGAAGGUAGAAAAGAGCCACACAUAGAGGAUCCUGAGCACAAUGUGUACACUCGCUUUAUGAAGUCACAUCGCUGCUAUGACCUGGUGCCAACCAGCUCCAAACUGGUGGUGUUUGACACGUCUCUGCAGGUGAAAAAGGCAUUUUUUGCUCUUGUCUCCAAUGGAGUGAGGGCUGCCCCACUUUGGGAUAGCAAGAAGCAGUGUUUUGUGGGCAUGUUGACCAUAACCGACUUUAUUAACAUACUCCAUCGAUACUACAAGUCACCUCUGGUCCAAAUAUACGAGUUAGAAGAACACAAAAUAGAGACAUGGAGAGAGGUCUACCUGCAAGAUUCCUUCAAACCUCUCGUUAGCAUAUCACCUAACGCCAGCCUGUAUGAUGCCGUGUCUUCUCUGCUGAAGAAUAAGAUCCACAGGUUGCCUGUGAUUGACCCUCUGACGGGAAAUACACUCUACAUCCUAACUCACAAAAGGAUCCUCAAGUUCCUCAAACUCUUUAUCUCAGAGAUGCCCAAACCAGCUUUCCUGUCCCAGACUCUGGAGGAGCUCAAUAUAGGAACAUUCCAGAACAUUGCAGUGGUCCACUCUGACACACCCCUCUAUACUGCACUGGGAAUCUUUGUAGACCAGAGGGUCUCUGCCCUGCCCGUGGUUGAUGACAAAGGAAGAGUGGUUGACAUCUACUCCAAGUUCGACGUCAUAAACCUGGCUGCAGAGAAGACAUAUAAUAAUCUGGACAUUACUGUCACCAAGGCCCUUCAGCAUCGCUCUCAGUACUUUGAGGGAGUUCUCACAUGCCAAGCACACGAGACCCUGGAGGCCAUCAUCAACAGACUGGUAGAGGCAGAGGUUCAUAGAUUGGUGGUAGUGGAUGAUCAUGAGGUGGUGAAAGGCAUCGUUUCUCUCUCAGAUAUUCUGCAGGCUCUAGUGCUCACCAAUGGAGACAAUGGGACUGCUUGAUGAAGCACAUUGCUCCUUUAACUGGGAAUCAAGAUGAGGGAAAAAAGAGAUGAAGGUGAUGCAGAGCAUGAGAUUUGUUGUGGCUGCUGAAAAUUUGGCAAGCUAACUAGAGUUAAAGCAAAGCAACAGGGCAGUGGAUGUGCCAGUUUUUAACAGCCAGACAAGAAAAAAAAAAAGAAUCAGAAAGGAAUUAUGUUAGCGUGCAGAGCUAAAUCCUCAGUAAGUCUGUGCUUUUAGAAAACAUUGUAAUGUAGACUUGUAGAUAUUUCUGAUUUGAUGUACCCUUAUGUUUAUGUAAGUGCAACACAAGCUGUUGACACAAGAUGAGCGUCUGAAAGGAAAGGCGAGCUCACCCUCUCUUCUCUCCCUCUUCAGUUUGUUCUGAGAGGAGCAUAAAUGUGAAGAAGAAUAAGAAUCCAACAAUACAGGCACACAAACACACAGAAAACAUGGAAAAAGGCAUUAUAGCCACAGAAAAGCACACAGCAAAUCCCAAACCCACAAACAUGAAACGGCUUCAAGCUCCAUGCGAUGCUGUAGCUUCUAAAGACUGAACUGAACAUUAACUUUCUCAUGCUGUUUUGCCAGUUUAACUGAAAAAGUGCAGAAAGUGACAAGUGAUGACACCGGGAUGUCAUUUCUGUCCGUAGACAAUCCAUUUCUCUUUUCAUUUCGAGGGAUUUCAGAAAGUAUGUUGACUUAAGGCUGAAAGUAUGUAAAUGAGCAUUUCAUUUAGUAAGUCCUCUCUGCUUGUGACUGCUCGUAGUGGUCUCCUUCCACCAGGCCAGAAAUUAAGCAGUUGAUUCAAAGGAUGUAAAGACCAAGAAUAAGGAAUAACAGACUGUUGUUUUAUAUGUUUGAGAGUAGCAUUCGGUCUGUGAACAAUAUCUUAAAGUGGCAGUCUGUAUUAUUUUGCUUCUAAACUGAAAGCGGAAGGAUUUCUGAGUGAAGAAGGGACCAAAUAUUGUGUUUAAGCCCAAUAUAUUCAUUUUAAAUACUCUGGUGUUUGGUCGCUUUUCGCAGGAGUUCUUCUAUCCACGUCACACGUCUUUACGUACUUACUUAAAAGAGACAGCGUGCUCAGUCAGAAACCUUACUUCAACUACCCACUUUGUUUUUACCAUGAGUGAAUGAGCUACUGAGGUCUGAGUUUCCUCUUCUGAAGUCUCCAGUGCUCCACCAGCCGCUCGCGUUCAUUAAACCUGAACCAGAUCCUCUUUUAGAAGCUGUACAUGUCCGACACCCCAGUUUUUAGAAUGAAUAUAUCAGGCUUAGCAGGGAUGGUGGUUCCAGCACACUGGCACCAUUAAACACAAUAUUUUAUCCCUUCUCCACUCGCCAAAUGUUUCUGCUUUUAGUUUAGAAACAAAAUAAUACAGACUGCCACUUUAAAGUAAAACAGCUCCUAUAUCCAGGGUUAUGUCAUCACUAGCAAUACAUUUUAUCCUCAAUAUUCUAUCUUUUUUAUCAGAGAAGAAAUGUUAUUAACUUUAAUGUACUAUAAUGUACAGUAAUUGUAUUUUAAUCCAAGUAAUUUGUGCUUGACCAUUUGAUUUGGUGUCAUGAGAACUUUUUAAUUGUUUUAAAAAGCAGGUUUUACUCUGCUUUUAGAGGAAAAAAUACAUUACAGUUUAGUCCUAUACAAGGUUUCCUACAAAACAAACCAGCAUUUACAUUCAAAAUAUGUAGACCCACAAUUCUACCAUUUUUUUCUGAAUUUCUUGUACUGCAGUAACAGCUUUUUUUGUAAUGCUUUACACCAGCUGUAGGAACAUUUACUGUGUGCAUUUGAUUGCAUUCAGUCUUGAACUAAAGAGUGAGGUCAGGUGGUGAUGAUGGUUUAUUUAGUUCUAGAUCACAAACAUCACUCCAACUCUGGAGGGCUUUCUACCACUGUAGGUGAUGAGUGGCAGUGAGCAUGAGAUAUAUGCAUUGCAUGCAGUUUAUGCCAGUGACCAUAUACAGAUUAACAGUUCUGGCCUGGGAUCAUUUUAAACAUUCCUAACCCAAUCAUACACCGAUCUGGGCUCUGCUUUUUGAACCGUAUUUGUUCUGAAAGACCCUCUAUUGUAAGCUGCCACCAUCAGACCAGCACUCUUUGAUUAUAUGAUGAGCACACAAAGCACAAAUCACCCAUCACCUGCAGGAUUCCUGUUUGCUCUGAAAACUAGUUGCACUCGACUGUAGGAUAGGAACUACUCUUGUGCCCUGAAAAUGUGAAGUUAAAGUAUGGAUUUUGCUGUUUUAGUAUUUUUUUAAACAAUAUAUUAAACUAAAUAUAUAUGUUAUCAUGAUUUUUUUGCUAUAAUUAUUUUACUGUCACCACAUAUCAGUUUUCUUAGUUUCCUUUAAUGAAUUUUUGAUUUUUUUUUUUUUUACCCAAAAUGGACAGACUGUGUAGUUGAUAUUGUCACUGUACAGUAUUAUAAAGAAUUUAUAAUGUAAUAAUUGUAUGAUUACUGGUUUUAUAGGGUGUUUUUUGGUUUUGGGGGACUAAUUCUGUUGUCAUAGUUGAAGAUCUACAGACCUUAAGGAGGUUUGUUGUGUUUGUGUCUGUCCAUCUGAAGUUAACGGGACCAACUCUGUGAAUGCAGGACAUGCUUUAAAGGAACAGUUUAGUAAAUAAUCAAUGUAUAUUGAUAAUAAUUUACUCCAGCAGCAGCCAAUGUUGAAUUAAUCACUUUAGUUUACAACUUGAGAUAUAUUAAUGUUGUUAAUAAACAUUGUAUUUAAAAUCUUAAAUUUGUAAGUACAUGCCCAGACAUGUCUCAUUUGUUUUGCACAGGCCAGUAUGGUUAUAAACAUGGUGUGAUUUUAAAGUGAUUCAAACUGAAACUAUAUUGUUUUUUAGAAUAAAAUUUCUGUUCAGAUUGACUGAUUGACUAUAAUAUUUUCCAAAUAUUUAGUCCUGUCAGCAUGACCCUGCUCUUACCAGCAUUAGCUAAGCUUAGCAUCUGCCAGUAUAAACUAAACAGAAGCACACAUCAGUGUCACAUUAAGUGUCCUGGCUGAUCGAUUACAUCAGGGUGAAGUGAUAAGUUAUGAUAAUUAUAUUUUACACUGAACUGUUUCUUUAACCGCAGGUUUUCCUCUAGCAUUGUAUAUAUAAUUCUUCUAAUUCAAUUCAGAUCAUGAGAAUAUGAUUGCAUAUAUGAAGUCCUGUGCCGUUUAUGGCUUUUGGAUAUAAGGCUAAUAUAUUGGCAUAUUGUCCUUCACUGGCCACAAAAGGGGGAGCUGAAAGCUUUUCUCCUGCGUAUUUUUGUUUAUUUCCCUUCAAAGCAUUCUUUCUUUAAUUAAACAAAAAUGUAUACAAAUCUAUAUAAAUAUGUAAAUACCUCUUACAUGUUUUAUACUCCUUACGUCAAUUUAGAAUUUAAUGCAUGAGCAAAAUAAAACCUUUGUUUACCUUGAAA